UUCCACCGAUCCGCAGCGAACUGCUCUCUCUCUCUCUCUCUCUCUCUCUCUCUCAGGACGGAUCUUUCUUCAAUCGAGAAACCCUAAAAUCCCUUCCCAAUUCCCCUCAGAUUCUCACAUUUUCCGAGAAAAGAGAAAGUAAGAAAACCGAAUUCUCUCUGUCUCUGUCAAUCAACGACGAAUCGGUGUCUGGAUCGACGGCGAUGGCUUCAUCGAGCUCGUGGUCACGUGCACUUGUGCAGAUCUCACCGUACACAUUCGCCGCCAUUGGAAUCGCCAUCUCUAUCGGCGUUUCCGUCUUAGGCGCCGCUUGGGGAAUAUAUAUAACUGGAAGCAGCUUGAUUGGAGCAGCGGUCAAAGCUCCUCGUAUCACUUCUAAGAAUCUCAUUAGUGUUAUUUUCUGCGAGGCUGUUGCAAUAUACGGUGUUAUAGUGGCAAUCAUUUUACAAACAAAACUAGAGAGCGUGCCAGCAUCCCAGAUCCAUGCACCGGAGUCUCUUCGAGCUGGAUAUGCGAUUUUUGCUUCCGGGAUCAUCGUAGGUUUUGCUAACCUGGUCUGUGGGCUUUGUGUGGGAAUAAUUGGAAGCAGCUGCGCGCUAUCUGAUGCUCAGAAUUCCACGCUUUUUGUGAAGAUUUUAGUGAUUGAAAUCUUCGGCAGUGCACUUGGGCUGUUUGGAGUGAUCGUGGGAAUAAUCAUGUCAGCUCAAGCGACGUGGCCAUCAAAGGCAGGGUGAGUACUGUCAUUGACAUGCCUGGCUCUUUAUUUUACCAAAAAAAGGAGAUUAAAUCUUUUUGUAUCUCAAAUGGGCUCUGGAGCUAUUGUGACUGUUCUGCCACCCACAAAUUAGUCUAGUGCAAGCAGACAUGUAAUAGUUGUGUGUAUCGGGCUUGAGAGAGGUAUAUCCAUCUUUGAUCUGGUGUUUGGAUGAUUC
Magnolia sinica is the source of this 932-nucleotide messenger RNA. Its product is annotated as V-type proton ATPase subunit c''1. Bases 204 to 734 code for a protein of 176 amino acids. The record is from RefSeq and is a predicted model, not a curated record. Gene Ontology annotation, molecular function: proton-transporting ATPase activity, rotational mechanism. Gene Ontology annotation, biological process: proton transmembrane transport. NCBI's taxonomy places the organism in Eukaryota, Viridiplantae, Streptophyta, Magnoliopsida, Magnoliales, Magnoliaceae. Gene Ontology annotation, cellular component: proton-transporting V-type ATPase, V0 domain. The transcript is spliced from 4 exons.